This is a messenger RNA of Clunio marinus, 2792 nucleotides long. The record is from the annotation of a GenBank genome assembly. Lineage: Eukaryota; Metazoa; Arthropoda; Insecta; Diptera; Chironomidae.
AGUGAUAAACUUUUAUAUCUUAGGUCUUUACGAAACUGGAAUAUUUUUCAAUAAAUGAUGUUCACUAAAUACUCGUAGAAAUUUAUUCUGUUUAUUGUGACAUAAUAUUUGGAACGAACCCAUUAGAUCAUAAAUAGAUUUCAUUCGAUCAGUCCAACAAGUACAACUCCGACUCGAAUAAAAACAAACAAAUCAGCGGCUUAAGAACAUCGCUUAAGAAGAUAAAAAAUGCAGCAAUUGAAAGCAAGUGUCAAUCAAGCCUAUGAUGGCUUUUGUGGAUAUAUCGAGAAAAAUAAUCGAAUGACAGAAUUUGGUUUAUACGGGCUUAGCACCGGGAUUCUCGCAUACGCUUAUUUCCGUAGAAGGCCGAUAACAAAAUUCACAAGGGCAUCUGACAUCCCAAAACACUUUGUUGAAGAGAAAGUUCUUCAAACUGGUGUUGUUAAGAAAAUCGAGCCUACAGAGUUUGGACCUCUUUUACAUAUUAAUCAUAAACCUCCAGUUAAUGUUUCCUUUGGAAGUCAAGCGUUGCCAACUCGAGUUGCUGGUGUCAAUAUUGAUGGCAAUGGAUUUAGUUGGCUUCAAAUUUUAGCCACAAGUCAAGAAGUUAAAUUUGUACCGCUUGGAAAUAAAGGUAAAGAAUGUAUGGCAAGAGUUUAUCUGAUUGAGAAAAGCAAAGAACCUUUGGAUAUUGGACGAGCACUUGUUGGAUUAGGAUUUGCUCGUGCAGCUCCAAGAAAUGAUGCAUUGAACAUAGAACUAGAUGAGAAUUUCAUAAAAUAUCAUAAAAUGCUUCAACGUAGUGAGAGCAAAGCAAAACGACUUCGUAAAGGUCAAUGGUCGUCACUACCAGAAAACUGGCUUCGAUGGAAAGUUCGAACAGAACUUGAUAAACUUUUCUUCAGACUAAAGCCUGAGCAUAUGAAAAUCCCUAAGCUAAAAAAAGUAAUGGAAAAGAUUGCUUUUAAUUCAGAUAUGGUUAUUAAAUUAGAACCUGAUGCACUUUCUUCCAUCUGUGACUCAACAUCUUCACUUAUGGAAGGAUGCAGGUUACCAGUACGUAUGUCUGGUACUGAAGAUUGGCCAUUGGCAGAGAUCAUUAGCAUUAAAGAGCACCAGGAUGAUACUUACUACUACGUUCAUUACGUUGAUUUUAAUAAGCGGCUAGACGAGUGGGUUCCCGAGGAAUAUUUGGAUACAAGAAAAGUUCAAUGGCCUCGCAAAGAUGGAUUAACGACAGGACAAAAUACAACCGGCGUUUCAACUCCAAAGAGACUGAUUUCAACUUCUCGUCCAACAAGUCCAAUACAUCAUCACACACCUGAACUUCAAUUAAAUGGCAAUGCUGUACUACAAGCAGCUCUACAAAAGAAAAACAGUCGGAAAAGAAAAGCGCCAUCGAUAUCAGUUGCAACCACCCCUAUAGUAACAAUUGCAACACCAGCCACACCAACACCUGUAACUCCAUCUGUUGAUGAUGAUUCUCAGGAGCCACCGGAAAAAACGCCACGACAAUCUGGCAGUAUGGUGACACAUCACGACGAUAUCGUCACAAGAAUGAAAAACAUUCAAUUAAUAGAGUUGGGAAAACAUCGAAUCAAACCUUGGUAUUUCUCUCCUUACCCUCAAGAACUGUGCACACUUGAAUGCAUUUAUAUUUGUGAAUUCUGCUUGAAAUAUCGAAAGAGUCGAAAAUGUCUUGAGCGACAUAUUUCAAAGUGCAAUCUGAGAAAUCCUCCUGGAAAUGAAAUCUACCGAAAGAACACAAUUUCAUUCUUUGAAAUCGAUGGUCGUAAGAACAAAUGUUAUGCACAAAAUUUAUGUCUUCUUGCAAAAUUGUUCCUCGAUCAUAAAACAUUGUAUUACGAUACAGAUCCGUUCUUGUUUUAUGUCAUGACUGAAUAUGAUAAUCGUGGCUUUCACAUUGUCGGAUAUUUCUCGAAAGAAAAGGAAAGUACAGAAGAUUAUAACGUCGCUUGUAUUCUCACUUUGCCACCAUAUCAAAGGAAAGGAUAUGGAAAAUUACUUAUUGAAUUUAGUUAUGAACUUUCCAAGUUUGAAGGAAAAUGUGGAUCACCUGAAAAGCCAUUAUCAGAUCUUGGUCUUCUUUCCUAUCGAAGCUAUUGGGCGCAUACAAUUCUAGAAAUUCUCAUUGCACAGGAAACUGUCGGUGAUAAUGAAAAGCCUCAAAUUACCAUAAAUGAAAUUUGCGAGUUAACCAGCAUAAAGAAAGACGAUGUCAUCUCAACGUUACGUAAUUUGAAUUUAAUUAAUUACUACAAAGGUCAAUACAUCAUCUGUAUUAACAAAGAUGUGAUUGAUCAUCAUAGAAGUGCUAUGGAGAAAAGAUCAAUAAGAAUUGAUUCAAAAUUCCUUCAUUGGACACCAAAAGAUUGGAGCAAGCGUUCAAAGUGGUGAAUCAAUUUUGUUCUUGAAAGUUGCUUGGAAAUGUUCAGCAAAUGAAGAACAUCAUUUCAAUCUUUAGUUUGAAACUGUGUGUAAAUAUUAUCUUAAAAAAUCUUGUUAAAUUCAGCAUCGAACAACCACCAACUUAAUAUAAAAAUAUUUAAGUUAUGAAACCAAAAUGACAAUGUUGAUCUUGUAAUUUCAUCAAAACUAAUAAACGAGAAAUUUCCAUGACAAGUUCUAUGAGGAAGAAUUUUAAUCCAAUUGAUUUCAAGUCACAUUUUUGUUUAAAAGUUUCUCAAUCAGAAAAGCAAAUUGAGAUUACUUUCCAUCACAUUUGGAUACGUCACAAUUUUAUUAGCAAUAAUAAAUAAUUAAUAAAAAAC